AUGGCUACUAUCACAGAAACCACGUUUAUUCCUCUUUCUCCUCCAAGUCUCCUCAGCGAGAAGACCUCGCAGACCACAACCACCACGACCGAGGUCAUGGCCACUACUCCCCCGGAGACCAAGACCAAGCCUGCUGUCUCGCCGGCCAUCAAAUUCGGCGGAGAGCAGUACAAGUACAGCAGUCCGCUGAUCUCAGAGCGUGCCAUCGAUCAACCACGGCCCCUCAAAGUCAUCUACAUUGGUGCUGGUGUCUCGGGGAUUCUGGCGGCCAUCAAGUUCAGGAAAGCCGUGCCUGAUAUUGACUUGGUGAUCUACGAGAAGAACCCUGAAUUGGGAGGUACUUGGUAUGAGAACAGAUAUCCUGGUUGCGCGUGUGAUGUCCCAUCGCACUCGUAUCAACUCAGUUUCGAAUCGUGGACCGAAUGGACCCAUUACUACUCCGGUGCGCCCGAGAUCCUGGAAUACUGGAAGCGGGUUGCGCAGAAAUACGACGUCCGCAAGCACAUCAGAUUCCAGAGCCGGUGUGUUGGGGCACGAUGGAAUGAGUCAACCGCCAAGUGGUUCGUUCAGAUGUACAACGAGAAGACAGGCGAGGUCUUCGAGGAUUCAGCGGAUGUCUUCAUGACGGGAACCGGCAUGCUCAACGAGUGGAAGUGGCCGUCGAUUCCCGGAUUACACAGUUUCAAGGGCCAGUUGCUACACAGCGCGAACUGGGAUGAAACUUUUGACAGUAAGGACAAGCACAUUGCCGUCAUCGGCGCAGGAAGCAGCGGAAUCCAGAUCGUCCCAGCCCUUGUUGACAAAGUCAAGGCCAUGGACCACUACGUCCGCGGAAGAACCUGGAUCUCUGAUCAAUACGGCCAGAGAAGUGAACUGUCUGCCCGGACGAAGGACAAGGGUGGCAAUUUCGAAUACACGGAAGAGGAAAAGCAAGCAUGGCGUGAGAACCCAUCGGCAUAUCUCAAGUACCGCAAAGAGUUGGAGUUUGCCAUGCAAUCCGGGUAUGCCAAGUCGCAACGGGGAAGCGAUAUCCAAACCGCCGCACAGGCCCAAUAUAAAGCCGGCAUGCAGCGCAGACUGAAGGGCAAACCGGAGCUGUUCGAUCUCCUCGUCCCUGACUUCCCUCCGCUCUGCAAACGUCUUACUCCAGGCCCCGGAUACCUGGAGGCUCUAACUUCUCCCAAAGUUGAGGUCAUCCCGACCAGCAUCGAACGGGUCGAUGAGACCGGUAUCGUCACCUCCGAUGGAAAACACCGCCCUGUCGAGGCAAUCGUAUGUGCAACCGGAUUCGAAACAAGCCCAGGCGGCGGGUUUCCCAUCCUAGGCCGAAAUGGCGUUAAUCUUCGACACCGAUACGCACAGCGUCCGGAGACAUACCUAGGACUCUGCACGGAUGGGUUUCCCAAUUUCUUCCAGUCGCUGGGCCCGAAUGCAUUCCAAGGCGCUGGGAACCUGCUCAUCAUGAUGGAGCAAACGCACAUCUACGUCGGGGAGAUCCUGCGUAGAAUGGCAUAUGACAACAUCGGCCUGGUAGAACCCAAGAGACGCCAGGUCGAGAACUUCACCAACUUUGCCGACAAGUACUUCGAGCGCACGGUCUACAGCGUUGAAUGUGCCAGUUGGUAUAAGUCUUCGCCGCCGGGUGCCUCGUUGGAAGAGAGGAAAAGAGGCCGGGUUACCGCGUUAUGGCCGGGUAGCAGCGUCCAUGCAGUCAAGGCAUUGAGCCGUGUGCGGUGGGAGGACUUUGAGACGAAGCCGUACGACGGCAAUGAGUUCGGAUGGUUUGGGAAUGGAUGGACGGUGGGCGAGAAGGAGCAGAACAUGAAAGAUGAGGCUGUUACGUGGUACUUGGACUACACCGAGUUUCUGGACGACGUCAAGCUGGAGGAUGGGGAGAAGAAGGUGUAGAAUUGAAGAUUAGUAUAACGAAAUGGCGUUUUCCUUUCCAUCUGCUAAAUUGAACUGGCCAAGGCGUAUUGAUAUCACUCCUUGCAUUCGUUAACCCUGCAUUAGAAAAUCA
This is a messenger RNA of Monascus purpureus, 2020 nucleotides long. Lineage: Eukaryota; Fungi; Ascomycota; Eurotiomycetes; Eurotiales; Aspergillaceae. The record is from the annotation of a GenBank genome assembly.